This is a messenger RNA of Mesoplodon densirostris (Blainville's beaked whale), 3045 nucleotides long. RefSeq names its product exostosin glycosyltransferase 2 (gene EXT2). The transcript is spliced from 15 exons. The coding region runs from base 281 to 2437 and encodes 718 amino acids. Lineage: Eukaryota; Metazoa; Chordata; Mammalia; Artiodactyla; Ziphiidae. The record is from RefSeq and is a predicted model, not a curated record. Gene Ontology annotation, molecular function: glycosyltransferase activity. Gene Ontology annotation, cellular component: membrane.
AUCCCACCCAGGCGGCUGUGGCCAGUGCCCCACGGCAUGAGCCGGUGACCGAGCGCGGGGCCGAGCGGGAGGCAACCGUGGCCGAGCUUUUCCGAAUGAGGCCAUUUUGAAGAUCGGGAUUUUGACAUGUGGAAUGCUGAAGUCCUAAAGUCUCUUGUUGCAGUAACAUGUCUGUGCCAGACGAUGCAGUCACACUCAAGGCUUUACCCUCCCCACACGGUAGCUAGGCAUCAGGUGUCGGGCUUGUUCGGAGUGUGAGGAAGAGGCUCUCUGGGUCAUUAUGUGUGCCUCGGUCAAGUACAACAUCCGGGGUCCUGCCCUCAUCCCGAGAAUGAAGACCAAGCACCGCAUCUACUACAUCACCCUCUUCUCCAUCGUCCUGCUGGGCCUCAUCGCCACGGGCAUGUUUCAGUUCUGGCCGCACUCCAUCGAGUCCUCGAGCGACUGGAGCGUGCAGAAGCGCAGCAUCCGCGACGUGCCUGUGGUCAGGCUGCCGGCCGACAGCCCCGUCCCCGAGCGUGGCGACCUCAGCUGCAGAAUGCACACAUGUUUCGACGUCUACCGCUGUGGCUUCAACCCCAAGAACAAGAUCAAGGUGUACAUUUACUCUCUGAAAAAGUAUGUGGAUGAUGCGGGUGUCCCAGUGAGCAGCACCAUCUCCCAGGAAUACAACGAGCUGCUCACGGCCAUCUCAGACAGCGACUACUACACCGAGGACAUCACCCGGGCCUGCCUGUUCAUCCCGUCCAUCGACCUGCUCAACCAGAACGCGCUCCGCGUGAAGGAGACGGCGCAGGCACUGGCCCAGCUCUCCAGGUGGGAUCGAGGAACCAAUCACCUCCUGUUCAACAUGUUGCCUGGAGGCCCCCCAGAUUAUAACACGGCCCUGGAUGUCCCCAGAGACAGGGCUCUGUUGGCUGGUGGUGGCUUUUCUACAUGGACCUACCGGCAAGGCUACGAUGUCAGCAUUCCUGUCUAUAGUCCGCUGUCAGCCGAGGUGGACCUUCCAGAGAAAGGACCAGGGCCACGGCGGUACUUCCUCCUGUCGUCCCAGAUGGCUCUGCAUCCUGAGUACAGAGAGGAGCUGGCCACCCUCCAGGCCAGACACGGAGAAGCGACGUUGGUCCUGGACAAGUGCACCAACCUCUCCGAGGGCAUCCCUGCUGCCCGAAAGCGCUGCCAUAAGCACCAGGUCUUUGAUUACCCACAGGUGCUGCAGGAGGCUACUUUUUGUGUGGUCCUUCGAGGAGCUCGUCUGGGCCAGGCGGUGUUGAGUGACGUGUUGCGGGCCGGCUGUGUCCCAGUUAUCAUUGCAGACUCCUACAUUCUGCCUUUCUCUGAAGUUCUUGACUGGAAGAGAGCAUCUGUGGCUGUGCCAGAAGAAAAGAUGUCAGAUGUGUACAGUAUUCUGCAGAGCAUCCCCCAAAGACAGAUUGAAGAAAUGCAGAGACAGGCACGGUGGUUCUGGGAAGCGUACUUCCAGUCAAUCAAAGCCAUUGCCCUGGCCACCCUGCAGAUCAUCAAUGACCGGAUCUAUCCAUAUGCUGCCAUCUCCUAUGAAGACUGGAAUGACCCUCCCUCUGUGAAGUGGGGCAGUGUGAGCAACCCGCUCUUCCUCCCGCUGAUCCCGCCACAGUCUCAAGGUUUCACGGCCAUCGUGCUCACCUACGACCGAGUGGAGAGCCUCUUCCGGGUCAUCACUGAAGUGUCCAAGGUGCCCAGUUUAUCCAAGCUGCUGGUCGUCUGGAAUAAUCAGAAUAAAAACCCCCCAGAAGAUUCUCUGUGGCCCAAAAUCCGGGUUCCAUUAAAAGUUGUAAGAACCGCUGAAAACAAGUUGAGUAACCGUUUCUUCCCUUACGAUGAAAUCGAGACGGAGGCCGUUCUGGCUAUUGACGACGAUAUCAUUAUGCUGACCUCUGAUGAGCUGCAGUUUGGUUAUGAGGUCUGGCGAGAAUUUCCUGACCGGUUGGUGGGUUACCCUGGUCGCCUGCAUCUCUGGGACCAUGAGAUGAGUAAGUGGAAGUAUGAGUCUGAGUGGACCAAUGAGGUGUCCAUGGUGCUCACGGGGGCAGCUUUUUAUCACAAGUAUUUUAAUUACCUGUAUACCUACAAGAUGCCUGGGGACAUCAAGAACUGGGUGGAUGCUCAUAUGAACUGUGAAGAUAUUGCCAUGAAUUUCCUGGUGGCUAACGUCACAGGGAAAGCUGUUAUCAAGGUAACACCACGAAAGAAAUUCAAGUGUCCUGAGUGCACGGCCAUCGACGGGCUUUCGCUAGACCAGACACACAUGGUGGAGAGGUCUGAGUGCAUCAACAAGUUUGCUUCUGUCUUUGGGACAAUGCCUCUUAAGGUGGUGGAGCACCGAGCCGACCCCGUCCUGUACAAGGACGACUUUCCUGAGAAACUGAAGAGCUUCCCCAACAUUGGCAGCUUAUGAAAUGUGCUGCUGAUGGAGGUCUGAACGCUAAUCCCGGGCGGAGGAAGAGAACACGUCCCCCGCAGCCCUCUGAUGCCCAGAUUUCAGAGUGGGAGAUUGGCACACCCCUGCCCAGCCUGCUUACCUGAGAACAAGAGCCCAGGAAGGACAUCUGAAUACCUCGUGCAUCCUCUGAUGCUUUUGAUGGGUUCUCUCUGAAAACUCCAGAUGGAAGCCUUGGGCAGGCUCCAGGGGUAAGGCCAGCUCAGGCGUCCUUUGUUUGUAGCUCAAUACAAGGUCUAAGAGGAAACUUCACUGGCUGUAAGACAGCUGAGAAACCUCCAGCCCAUUUCAGAUUUGGUGAAUCAUGUAAGAGCUCCCUGUUUCUCACUUUUCGUUAUUUCAAAUCAGUGAGUUCUUCAGAGGAAAAGCCAUGCCCAGAAUUUGGUGCAAAAUCCAAACAUCUUAGUGGCAUUUGAUGCCUUGGGAUAAUGGGGCACUGGCCUCGUCCAGAGAAGAGCACCGGCUGCCGAGAUGGGACCUAUAAGUUCCAUGAACUGUCUCUCUUUGGUUUGGCUUUUUGAUAUGAUUAAAAUUAUUUUUUAUUCCGUUUCCUACUAUGUCUUAAA